Onychomys torridus (southern grasshopper mouse) is the source of this 318-nucleotide messenger RNA. RefSeq names its product 40S ribosomal protein S6-like. Lineage: Eukaryota; Metazoa; Chordata; Mammalia; Rodentia; Cricetidae. Gene Ontology annotation, biological process: translation. The transcript has a single exon. The record is from RefSeq and is a predicted model, not a curated record. Bases 1 to 318 code for a protein of 105 amino acids. Gene Ontology annotation, molecular function: structural constituent of ribosome. Gene Ontology annotation, cellular component: ribosome.
AUGAAACUAAAUAUCUCCUUCCCAGCUGCCAGCUGUCAGAAAUGCAUUGAAGUGGGCAAAGGAUACAAGUUUUCUAUUUUCUAUGAGACGCACAAGGUCACAGAAGUAGCUGCUGAUGCUCUGGGUGAGGUGUGGAAGCGUUAUGUGGUCCGAAUCAGUGGUGGGAAUGACAAGAUCUUGACCCAUGGCAGAGUUCAGCUGCUGAUCAGUAAGGAGCACUCUCGUUACAGACCUAGGAGAACUGGAGAGAGGAAGCCCAAGUCUGUUCACAGAUGUAUUGUGGAUGCCAGUCAGAGUGUUCUCAACUGGCCUUUGUAA